GAAACCCAACUUACAAAAACCUGGCGCUUAAAACCUUACAAUAAUUGGCGGGAAAAUCUUCCAUCUCUCUCACAGUCUCUCUCUACAGUUGCAGCCAUGAACGGCGGAAACUCAAGGAAGCGUCAAGCACCGUCGCAAAAUCCGUCACCUGCGCCACCGAAGCACCAUGCCACUAUGGAAGAAGAGGAUUUUGACGAAGAUGUUUACUUACCAGACGAUCUCAUUGACGAAGACUCUCAAAUUCUUCGCGACCUCGAUGAACGUUCUGCUCACCUUGCUCGCCUCACUAAGUGGGCCCGUCCUCAUCUUUCUCCCUCCUACAAAUCACAGUCCCAGAGUAUCGUUUUUCAGCAAUUGGAGAUUGAUUAUGUUAUUGGAGAUAGCCACAAAGAGAUUUUGGCUAAUAGGGGUGGUUCUGCUGCGAUUAUUCGGAUUUUCGGGGUUACUCGUGAAGGUCACAGCGUUUGCUGCAAGGUUCAUGGGUUUGAACCCUACUUCUACAUAAGUUGCCCUUCAUGGAUGGAUACAAACGAUAUAUCCCGUUUUCACCAAAUCCUGGAGGGGCGAAUGAGGGAGGCAAAUAGGAACACUAAGGUUCCCAAAUUUGUUCGAUCUAUUGAGUUGGUGCGAAAAAGGAGCAUAAUGUAUUAUCAAGAAGAAAGUUCUCAUCCUUUUCUGAAAAUUGUGGUUGCAUUACCUUCUAUGGUUGCUACUUGUCGUGGGAUUCUUGAUCGGGGCAUACAGAUUGAUGGCGUUGGAACCAAGACUUUCAUGACAUAUGAAAGCAAUGUCCUCUUUGCUCUGCGCUUCAUGGUUGAUUGUAACGUUGUCGGUGGGAACUGGAUUGAGGUUCCUGUUGGAAAAUACAAGACCACAGGCAAGAACUUGUCCUCUUGCCAGCUGGAGUUUGAUUGCUUAUAUACAGACUUGAUUAGCCAUGUCCCGGAAGGAGAAUUUUCAAAAAUGGCUCCAUUUCGCAUUCUAAGUUUUGACAUCGAGUGUGCCGGUCGCAAAGGUCUUUUUCCUGAGCCCACUCAUGAUCCUGUAAUCCAGGUGGCCAAUUUGGUAACAGUUCAAGGAGAAGAUAAGCCACUUGUUCGAAAUGUCAUGACCCUUAAGUCAUGUGCCCCCAUUGUUGGCGUUGAUGUCAUGUCUUUUGACAGUGAGAAAGAAGUGUUGCUUGCUUGGAGGGAUUUAGUUCGAGAAGUAGAUCCUGACAUAAUUAUUGGAUACAACAUCUGCAAUUUUGAUUUACCAUAUCUUAUCCAGAGAGCAACUACAUUGGGAAUUUCCGAGUUUCCUAUCCUUGGCCGCAUAAGGAGCAGCAGGGUUCGUGUCAAAGAUGCAACAUUUUCUUCAAGGCAGUAUGGAACAAGGGAAAGUAAGGAAGUUGCAAUUGAGGGGAGACUACAAUUUGAUUUGCUUCAGGCUAUGCAAAGAGAAUAUAAACUAAGUUCAUAUUCGCUAAAUUCUGUAUCAGCACAUUUCCUUGGCGAGCAGAAAGAGGAUGUUCACCAUUCAAUAAUAUCUGAUCUACAAAAUGGUAAUGCAGAAACUAGGAGGCGUCUUGCUGUUUACUGUUUAAAGGAUGCAUACCUUCCUCAGCGGUUGAUGGACAAGUUGAUGUUCAUUUACAAUUACGUUGAAAUGGCAAGAGUGACUGGAGUUCCUAUAUCAUUUCUCCUCUCCAGGGGGCAAAGUAUUAAGGUUCUUUCUCAACUUUUGAGGAAGGCAAAACAAAAGAACCUUGUUAUACCGAAUGCCAAACAUCCUGGAUCUGAGCAAGGAACUUAUGAAGGGGCAACUGUGUUAGAGGCCAGAGCAGGGUAUUAUGAGAAGCCAAUUGCAACGUUGGAUUUUGCUUCACUAUAUCCAUCUAUUAUGAUGGCAUAUAAUUUGUGCUAUUGUACACUGGUAACACCGGAGGACAUCCGCAAUCAAAAAAUAUCUCCAGACCAAGUUAACAAGACUCCUUCUGGUGAAACCUUUGUCAAGCCAGAGCUCCAGAAGGGAAUACUUCCAGAAAUUCUUGAAGAGCUCAUAACAGCUCGCAAAAGGGCUAAAGCAGAUUUAAAGGAAGCUAAAGAUCCUAUGGUGAAGGCUGUCCUAGAUGGUCGUCAGCUGGCCUUGAAGAUAAGUGCGAAUUCAGUUUAUGGGUUUACAGGAGCCUCUGUUGGCCAGUUACCAUGUUUAGAGAUUUCUUCGAGUGUCACAAGCUAUGGUCGCCAAAUGAUCGAACAUACUAAGAAGCUCGUGGAAGAUAAAUUUACUGUUGUUGGAGGAUAUGAGCAUAAUGCUGAGAUUAUCUACGGAGACACAGAUUCAGUUAUGGUACAAUUUGGUGCUUCUACUGUUGAAGAAGCAAUGAAAUUGGGAAGGGAAGCAGCUGAAUAUAUAAGCUGCACUUUCACAAAGCCCAUUAAGCUAGAGUUUGAGAAGGUUUAUUUUCCAUAUUUGCUGAUUAGUAAGAAGAGAUACGCUGGCCUCUACUGGACAAACCCUGAAAAAUAUGACAAAAUGGAUACUAAAGGUAUUGAAACAGUCAGGAGAGACAAUUGCUUACUGGUCAAAAACUUGGUAACUGAUUGCUUGCAUAAGAUACUUAUAGAUAGAGAUGUCCCAGGAGCUAUCCAGUAUGUCAAGAAUACCAUUUCAGAUCUUUUAAGAAACCGUCUAGACCUGUCAUUAUUGGUCAUUACAAAGGGUCUGACUAAAACAGGAGAAAAUUAUGAAGUAAAAGCAGCUCAUGUUGAACUUGCUGAACGUAUGCGCAAGCGAGAUGCUGCCACUGCUCCCAAUGUUGGUGAUAGAGUACCUUAUGUCAUAGUCAAAGCUGCCAGAGGUGCCAAGGCAUAUGAAAAAUCAGAGGAUCCAAUCUAUGUGCUGGAAAAUAAUAUACCAAUAGACCCAAAUUAUUACCUUGAUAAUCAAAUUGCCAAACCCAUAUUGAGGAUCUUUGAACCAAUUUUGAAAAAUGCAAGCAGAGAGUUGCUUCAUGGAGAUCACACGAGAUCCAUUUCCAUCUCUACUCCUUCAACUGGUGGCAUCGUGAACUUUACCAAGAAACGACUUACGUGCCUUGGCUGCAAAGCAGUGCUUAGCGACUCCGAGAAAACCAUUUGCUCAUACUGCAAGAGAAGAGAAGCUGAAAUUUAUUGCAACACAGUAGCUAAUGUAUCCGAUUUGGAAACACUAUUUGGGAAGCUGUGGACACAAUGCCAGGAGUGCCAGGGUUCCCUUCACCAGGAUGUGCUUUGUACAAGUCGUGAUUGCCCGAUAUUUUAUCGGAGAAAGAAAGCGCAAAAAGACAUGCGUGAAGCCAAGGUUCAGUUAGAUAGGUGGAGCUUUUGAAACAGGAGUGUUUGCAACUCUGUAGUCUGUACAGUUAGCUUUCCUGAAUGUAAACUUUGUGAGGCUGUGUUGAGUUUUAUGGCUGUGUACGGGAAGAAACAUGAACAAUGUUUGUUGGAGCAGUUCAAAUGAAGAUUGCUUUGCAUCAACUGGAAAUUGAUUAAGUUGUUUCAGAUUGCCACAGAUUUCACUGGUUGUAUGUGUUGAAGUUCUACAGUCCUUGAAUGAAACUGAAGCACCUCUUUUGGCAUCCUGUUCAAUGUAACAUCCAACACCAGUUUGCUAUUUUCUGAGUUGGGAAGGGGUUUGAAAUUCAGUAACUGGUAUUCAUAUGAGAACUAAUAUCCCUGCUUCGAGGAAACUGCUGUUUUCUUUUGUAUAUGAUGUAUUGAUAUCUGGAUUAUUAGAGCUGUGUAGGAAUGUAGGUCUGUAGCUAUAUGUUUAGGGGGCAGUUGAUUAAUUGAACAAUUAAUGUCAAGCCUGAAGCCGCUACCUUUGUAAUGCAGGCUGUCUUUUCGUGUAAAAUAAAAUGCUCCAGAUUUUUGAGCUUGUAUAACUGCUAGGUUUUGGAAUAGUAGAUUUAUAGCAUCUUACA
This is a messenger RNA of Spinacia oleracea (spinach), 3946 nucleotides long. Its product is annotated as DNA polymerase delta catalytic subunit. Gene Ontology annotation, cellular component: delta DNA polymerase complex. The transcript has 30 exons. Gene Ontology annotation, molecular function: DNA-directed DNA polymerase activity; DNA binding; 3'-5'-DNA exonuclease activity. NCBI's taxonomy places the organism in Eukaryota, Viridiplantae, Streptophyta, Magnoliopsida, Caryophyllales, Amaranthaceae. Gene Ontology annotation, biological process: nucleotide-excision repair, DNA gap filling; base-excision repair, gap-filling; DNA-templated DNA replication. The record is from RefSeq and is a predicted model, not a curated record. The coding region runs from base 97 to 3351 and encodes 1084 amino acids.